Molecule: messenger RNA, 1536 nt
Organism: Puccinia graminis f. sp. tritici CRL 75-36-700-3
Lineage: Eukaryota; Fungi; Basidiomycota; Pucciniomycetes; Pucciniales; Pucciniaceae
Exons: 8
Coding region: 1-1536 (511 amino acids)
Source: RefSeq, a predicted model, not a curated record
AUGGGUAUCCCUUGCUGGCACAUGUUGGCUGAUAUCUUGGACGACAGUGGUGUUGUUGAAACAACAAAUAUUCACAAUCAGUGGAAAUUAUAUUGUACCCCUGAUGAACCGAAUGCGGAACCUCCUUAUAACUUUGACGAGGACUAUGCAGCCAUGAAAGAGGAGAUUCUGGCAGACGUGAGCCUCAAGAUCUCCCUGGUCUUAUGGGCCAAGCUGCGCCAGGUGCGAACUAACACGGUAGUUGUGCCCCUGGGUGAGGCACCCAUCAUACGAAACACCCGCAAGGGAGCCAAGAAAACGCGGAAACGAGGUUACGUGCGAGUGGCCAAACGAGACGCAAUACAUGCUGAGGUUGUUGAGGCCCAAGUCAACGAGGCUCAGGCAAAGAAGAAGGUGUCAAGGGCCAAGAAGGUGAAAAUUAAGGCCAACCGAAAGUCUACGACAAAGUCAAAAAUUUCAUCAUCAGAUGCGACAUCCUGUGAUGAAAUUGGUGAUGAACCUGAUCGGGUCACGAAGAAAAGGAAGCUGCCUUUACGAUCUACACAAGCAACAAAGAAGGUCAACUUGGCGGAGUCUAGCGAUUCAGGGGACUCAUCUAGCUCUGCAGAUGAUUCCGAGACAGGAUGCUCAGGAGGGUCCAACGGGGAAUGCACAUCCGGGCCUCUGCAGACCGCCGCGGGUCUUGAAGAAGUCUUUGAUGAGCUUGCCAAAACAGAGCAUGUAAAUGCCCCAAAGGACUUCAAUACGGUACCUGACACACAGCCAAACCCGGAUGAACCACAAAUACCGUCAGAGGUUGCCUCAGGUGAUGACACCUUGCUGGCCCGCCCAGCCACCCCAGUUGCACCAGUUUGCAGUGGGCCCACACGAAUCACCCGGGCGCAUGGACCCCAGUUCCGCACGUGGCCUGAAGAAGGUACAUGCUUGGGGCAGGAGACAACCACUGCAUGUAAGGCAAUCCCGACCAAACCCAAACGCAUCAGGCCCAAGAAGAUAUGGUUGCCACCACCUACCGAGAUUACACCAGAAAAUGGUGGUGAGGAUGGUGCUGUGGUCAAUGGACAGACAGGCACACUAUCUCACCCUGGGAUUGUCAACAAUCCUCCAGGGUAUGACAUUGCAGAAAUGUCCCAUGGGGCUCCUAAAGACCCCGACGAUGUGGGAACCCAGGUGAGCUACCAGACCCAAAUGGCCCCUAUGACACUGACUGAUCAGAUGCUUAUUGACCCCACAGGCAGCCCAAGGAAUUGUGACCGACCAUGGGCCACCCCCUCAAGCACCCCUGGUGCCUGCACCAAAAGCAAUGCAGAUUUACUGACCAUCCAAUUAUUCUACAUCAAUUUAAGGUGGCGGCCCAUAAUGAGCUCUAAAGAUGGCCCCAUGGGACCCGGGUACCCGUUGAUACCCGGGUACCAACUGCUUUUUGCGGCCAAAACGGACACCGGGUACCGCACCCGCUCAAGUAUGACGGGUACCGGCGGUACUCCUGGCGGGUACCGCCUGGCUACCGGAGCUUCUUCCAGGCAACCUGGUUGA